AUGGUAAUAACGACAGGGUUUUGAUAUGCUCGGAACCAGUCAUGCUUAACAUUUUUACUCGUACACGUGGACCGUUGUCAUUGAAGAAUGUAUUCUCCUAGCAGAGUUGUCUUCGUGCUCGUGAAUGUAACGAACCGCAGUGAGUGAUUCAAUAUCUGAAAUCUUCAGUUGAAGGAUGAAAUAAUUACAAGGGAAACAGUUUUAGCCAUGAUUCAAUGGAACAAACAUAACACCCAUCACUUUGGACAACAUAACCCUCAUAAACACUGGGUAUACAAUUGGGUUGGUACGAUGCCAAUAAUAACUGUAAUGCCAUGGAUCGCAAUCACACCAGUGUACAUCUUCAGAAGAUACCGGUAUCAAGUCGUGCAAGGCUGGUUGAGUGGACUUUACCCCAUUCUCGUGAACCGAUGUGGAUUGCACACAAUUCAAACACACGCCUCAACAAGACUUGAUGCACGACAUUAUAAGCACUAUAGGAGCACUCGAUAUUUGCCACUAAAAUUUGCAAAUAACGUCGUAUGCCAAAUUAAUUGUCGAAAAAAACAAGAACGUAUAUAUCUUCCAUCUUCAUUACAAACUUUUAAUUUAAAUGGCCAUAAUAUUCAUUUUACUAGUGGUAAAUCAAAUGAAUCGCCAAAGGACAUUGUAUGUGUUAACAGAUCCAUAACGAACAUGCAAAACGAAAAUCACAACCAGCAGGUGUCUACUUCGAUAGUUGAGUUUGUACAUAAAGAAACAGAAAAUAACUCGCUCGCUGAUCAUAUAACUGGCGAAAACCAAUCCUCAGAAGAUGGGACGCAAAAAUGUGUACAUGGACGUCGUAAAUACUCGUCUAUGUCAGAUGAAAGAUACUUAGAGGAUGAAGAAUAUGUCGAACUGAAUCUUACUGCAUACACUGCAAAUGAUAUCAAUAAUGUUCAUUCAUCAACAAAAAAAGUUGAAAUUCUUAAACACGAUAAAGAAAGCUCAGGAACUAAAUUUACUGAUAAUAGAACUGCUUCCGGACUAUACCAUGAAUCUAAUUUGUCCAUACAGCAAACAGAAGAGACUGACGAAACGAAAUUGAUAACUGAGCCUAUAUGUACGUCUUUGUUAAAUACAGUCUCGACGCUGCAUCUUCAAAUUUUCAACAACGCAAACGACUCUGCGCGAAUAAACUCAUCGGGGCGUUAUACACGACAAACAAUUGUAGUUGGUGAUAACAAUAAUUUACGUAAAAAGAAAAAGUCAAUAAAGAACAUCACUUGUAACGUAGUUCAAAUACCACCACCAACAACUGUAUUAAUUAAUGGUGAUCAUACGCUUAAAAAGAAAAAGCCAACUACAGAUAUCACUUGCAAAGUCAUUCCACCCGCCCAAAAAGCGGAGUGGACGAAAUUGUUAUACCAUGGUGCUACAGACCGCGUCUUGAAUCCGCGAAAUUUGUAUUUGUGGAUAAUGCCGGCAACAAAUGAGGUCUUUGUUGAAGAACUAAGACGAAUUGUUGAAAAAACCGUGCUAGGAGAGCCGGUCCCCGCACAAGAAAGCAUGCGUUUCGAACUGCUUAGGAGUUGCACGUACAGGACUUUUCCAAAAGAUGGUAAACCUGACGUCAGAAAGUUAGCAGAGGCUGGUUUUUAUUACGCUUCAAACAGUGAUGAAGUGAUAUGCUACUGCUGUUAUAAACGUAUAAGUAAUUGGAAAGCAGAUGAUGAUCCCAUGGCUAUCCAUCGGAGAAUUUCACCGGAAUGUCGUUUUUUUACUGAUGCGGCGACCGUAAAUGUAACAAAGGAAUUUACAGCCCAAGUUGAAUCAGAAAUCAUGGCCAAAAUCCAAGGCGGGCGUCAAAGAAAUACCACCACACAAAGUGCACAACUUCAAACCAGAAAAGAUUCUCAAAGUGCAGGGAAUAUUGCAGAUGCAGGUGUUUCUCUGCGCCAAAGUCAACCAGCACGAGCUCAUGGGCAGUUUGCAAUGGCCCACAGCGGUGAAACAUCUUUACCCAUGCACCAGCCGCCGGUUAACACGCGGGAAUCUACGAAAUAUCUGUCCAUGAUGCCACAAAUGGCGCGGAAUGAAACCGCGCCACCAAACAGGUCGCAUUUCCAGACAGGAGUGUUUGUGCCUCAGGACAAUUUUAGGGUUCCUGUCAUCGACACUAGAGCUGUGCAGCCAUCCGACGACACCCCAGGUCAAGAUACCGUCAUUGACGAACAUGUUCGAGAAACGCUUUUCCGCAUAGAGGAGGUGUCAACGUCUGUAGCCACCUCAUCAGCACGUGCAGAAACAUCUCGUGCAACAACGGAACAGCCUGAAAGAAGUUUAGACUCUUUGAUACGGUCAGAUGCAUCUGUGCUCGUUCAGGGCAUGGGCUACGAGUUACCAAUUGUCAGACGAGCGCUUACAAAUCUACUUGAAAGAGGUCAGACACGUCCAGACGCACAGGAAAUAAUGAACGAAAUAUUCCUAAUAGAAGAUGGAACUACUAAUUAAUAUUUUGAAAUAAUCGCCAUGAUUGAUGAUUCAGACACGUCCAGACGCACAGGAAAUAAUGAACGAAAUAUUCAAAAUAGAAGAUGGAACUACUAAUUAAUAUUUUGAAAUAUUCGCCAUGAUUGAUGAUGCAGACACGUCUAGACGCACAGGAAAUAAUGAACAAAAUCUUCCAAAUAGAAGAUGGAACUACUAAUUAAUAUUUUGAAAUAAUCGCCAUGAUUGAUGAUGCCGUUUCUUUGUGUUGUUUAAUAUGUUUUCUGCUUUUAAUUGUGUAAUAUGUACAUGCAUAUGAUGUUGAUUGCAGACAUUUGCAAUUCUAUUAAAACGAUGUCAUACAUUUAUGUCAGAAUGUAUUCCUGUAUUGAAACAAUCAAAUGCAAAUUUCAGAUAGUGAUACUAAAGUACUUUUUUAUUUUUAUUUAUUUUGUUUUCGUUUAUAGUUGUGCUUGAUGUAUAUGUUCAUUAGGUAUUUUGUCAUUUGGCACAGUUAUGGUGUCAAUGAUUUUUUUUAUCCUUUAGUUAUUAUCCCCCGCCAUAGGCGGAGGGCUAUUGUUUUGGCGUUGUCCGUGCGUCCGUCUUUCCGUCCGUUCGUCCGGCACUUUUGUGUCCGGAGCCAUAUCUUGGAAGUGCUUAGGCGGAUUUCAUUGAAACAUGUUAUGAGUAUAUAUAUAUGGAUAAAAGGAUAAUGCACGCCAAAUUACAUUGUACACCAUCAGUUAAUACUGGAGUUAUGGCCUUUUGUAUCUUGAAAAAAUGCUUUUUGUGUCCGGAGCCAUAUCUUGGAAGUGCUUUGGCGGAUUUCAUUGAAACUUGGUAUGAGUAUACAUAUGGACAAGAGGAUGAUGCACGCCAAAUGGCAUUGUACACCAUCUGUUAAUAAGGGAGUUAUGGCCCUUGGUAUCUCGAAAAAAAAUGCUUUUUUGAGUGUCAAAUAUAACACUUUUGUGUCCAGAAAGCAUAUUGGCGGUGGAUAUCAAUUCAACGAAUUUGCUUGUUUUAAUUUCACUUAUGUUUAAAUGUCUGAUAUAUUGCGAGUGAAGUCGUGAUACCCAUCAGUAUUAAUGCACGAUGACCUUUUUGAAUGAACUGUGUAAGCAUAUUUCAUGAACAAUAUAUAUGUUGUAUACGCUAUGUUUUGUAUCGGGUGCAUCUAAUUAGUUUAUGGUAAGAUGUAUUGUCAGUGAGAAGAUCGCUUUUUAUGUCUGCAAAAUUGGAAAGUUAACGCACAGAAAAUCAGCACAUGUAUGUUUUCAAUAAUUGCAAAAUUAGCAUGAGCAUUUUGUCUUGAGCACCCAUAAGAUUCAUUUAAAGUCGACAGCGCUAUUUACCAAUUAUUAAUUUACUUAAUUUAGUAAUACACAAUCUAUAAACAUGUUUAAAUAUUGUCAAACUUGUUUAGAUAAGUCCUUAAACAGAAAUAACGCAUCACCAACGCAACGACAUACGGAAUAUUUUAAUUAUUUCAUAAUACAUGUUAUGAUUUUUUAUAAAUACAAAUUUUGUAAACAUAGCUCAUGUAUCGCCGGUAAAAUGCAAUAAUUUACAGAUCAUUAAUAUUUGUACUUUUCUUAAAACACGAAUAUGUUCAAGAUAUCUGUAAGCAUAUUGACCAUUGCUUACUACAAGUCAAAAACAGGAAUAUAUGAUAGGCUAAACUUUCUAAAUGAACAAGCGUGCCUUUUUUAUCAGCAAUCAAGCUUAAAAUAAUUGUUUGUUGUGUAAUUGUCCCAUUGUCCCCGACCAUUGGUGUGCAUUUAACAUUUUGUAAACGCAAUUAUUGUGUGAAUAUUGCAAUUUACAUUUACUCCACUCGUCUCUCACAAUUACAUAAAUAUGUUUUAUUUCCUUACCUAAUAUAUUUUUCCCCACAAUUAUGGCAAUAUAUUUUAGUGUCGCACCUCCUUUGCUCUGACUUGUGUCAUUUGCAAAUAACAAGAAUGCCGCAGAUACCGUGUCAUAGAAUAAUAUAAAUUAAACCAUGUUGCCUAACCGUUAACCGUUCAAUAGUGGAAGGGAUGACAUGUUAAAGCAAUUUCAAUUUGCAUUCAUUUCUAUCACAAUCAUAUUUUCGCCUUUGAGAAGAACAUGAGCGUGACAAGAAAACCAUUGUACAUAGAGUUUAAACUUUUGUUCACAUUGUACUGUGUUAUAUAUCGAAUGUUUUAUGUAAUGGGGUGCUUGAACAUUUGCGGAAUUAUAAUGUGUGUUUUUUAAAUCACAAUUUGGCUUCUUACUUAAGUCAAAAAAAGUACGCUUGGUAUCACAAAGGAAUAUGUCUUUGUGAUAUUUAUGCGUGUUCCAAUUUCAUCGUACAAAAACAAUGCAAUAUAUUUCAUGCAAGCGAAAAAACAACACGCCAUCUUAUGGUGAACAAUCUCUGUUAACGAGUGUUCUUUGUAUAAUAAUAUUCAUGUAUUAUGUAGAUAAUAUUCAUAUUAACAUGUCAAAUUAUAAAUAGACAAGAACAAAAGCCGAUUAAAAAAGAAUUACCCAUAGAUGAUACUGGUAGUUUCAUCAUUAACAUUUCUAUUUUAUUGUAGCAUGCCGUUAUCCACAAUACAAUUAGCACCCGAUUAUAGUGACUAGCACUAAUGAAUAGAGUUUCAAUUUGAUAACUGUAUUAAAACCAAAGACAAUUGUUUCUAACGAAUGCAAAAUAUAUCGUUCGGUCUAGUAGUUAUGCUCCAUAAUUCCAUGAAUCGGUCAGAUAAAACAAUAAAAAAGUGACGACUUUGUAAAUAUUUAAUAAAAUUGAAAUAAUA
Molecule: messenger RNA, 5240 nt
Organism: Dreissena polymorpha
Lineage: Eukaryota; Metazoa; Mollusca; Bivalvia; Myida; Dreissenidae
Exons: 5
Coding region: 208-2475 (755 amino acids)
Biological process (GO): regulation of cell cycle
Cellular component (GO): nucleus; spindle microtubule; cytoplasm
Source: RefSeq, a predicted model, not a curated record